AAUAUUAAAAGCCAGUAUAAACCGAUGAGGUUCGUUUGAUAUAAAUUUCCCCGCCCAAGUCAAAUUUUUCUAUUCGUUUCAAGAGUAUAAGCAACAAACAGCAAUGAAGACGAUACUUGUAAUUUUUUCCCUUGUUUCCCUAGUUUCUGCUGAGCUAGAGGUCAGAGAUUUGGAAAGUCUCGUUAAACGAUUAGAAUAUUUAGAACUUAAAGAACAAUACGAGGAGAUUCUAAAGAAGGGUGCUAGCAUAUCUGAAAUCCGUAACAAAUUCCAAAGUCUUCCCAGUGACGCUGACCAAUGCCAAAAAAUCCGCUAUUUGGCUUUACUUUUCUCCGGUUCGACCUGUAAAUCUUCUGAUAAUACACGCUGUACUUGCAAAUGUGACAGAUACAACGAUGUCACUCUAGACAAGAGAGCUUACUACAGUGGCUAUUGUAGCAUUUUGAACCAAGUCGCCAAAAGUUCAUCUGGCAAAUUUUGCGUUGACCAAGACAAGAGAAAGUGUUGGUGUGUUUGUCAGUAA
This is a messenger RNA of Dimorphilus gyrociliatus, 523 nucleotides long. The record is from the annotation of a GenBank genome assembly. Lineage: Eukaryota; Metazoa; Annelida; Polychaeta; Dinophilidae.